AUGUACCGCAGCAUGAAGAGCCUGGCCCUUCUGGGUCUCCUGGGCCCGACCUCGCAAGUCUUUGCCCACCCGGCCACCAGCCACAACAUUGGCCGCCGGGGCAUCGACAUCGAGGCCUUUCGUCUGCCCCAGCUCGGAUCUUACACCAACGCUACCGAGACGGAGGCGAGCCCGCCCAUCGCGCUUCUGAAGCGUGAGAGCUACGUCGACACGGCCACCGAGCUGGUCAAGAAGCUCGCCCCCAACGCCGAGUUCCGUGUGGUUGGCGACCACUACGUCGGCACCAACGGCAUCGGCCACGUCAACUUCAAGCAGACUGCCCACGGGCUUGACAUUGACAACGCCGACUUCAACGUCAACAUCGGCAAGGACGGAAAAGUCUUUUCGUACGGCAACAACUUCUUCAAGGGAGACAUCCCCGAGGCCAGUCCCCUGAGGAAGCGGGACUUCAAGGACCCGGUUUCCGCCCUCAACGGCGCCAAGGACGUCCUCCAGCUCCCCGUCGAGGCCGGCUCUGCCUCGGCCGAGGCCAAGGAGGGCACCGAGGUCUACGCCAUCAAGGGCACGUCGGGCGCCGUGUCCGACCCCGAGGCCAGGCUCGUCUACUUCGUCAAAGCCGACGGUUCGCUCUCUCUCUCGUGGCGCAUCGAGACGGACAUCAGUGAGAACUGGCUGCUGACGUACGUCGACGCCGAGACGGGCGCCAGCGUCCACGGCGUCGUCGACUACGUCUCGGACCUGGCCGACUACCGCGUCUACCCCUGGGGCGUCAACGACCCGACCGAGGGCGACCGCGUCCUGGUCACCGACCCCUGGGACAUCUCGGCCUCGCCCCUCACGUGGCACAGCGACGGCGCCGGCAACUACACGACGACGCGCGGCAACAACGGCAUCGCGCAGUCGAACCCCAGCGGCGGCACGGCGUACCUCAACAACUACCGCCCCAGCAGCGCGGCGCGCAACUUUGACUACGCGUACACGACGAGCCUGAGCACGCCGUCGUCCUACAUCGACGCCUCCAUCGCCCAGCUCUACUACACGGCCAACCACUACCACGACCUGCUCUACACCCUCGGCUUCACCGAGGCGGCCGGCAACUUCCAGAUCAACAACAACGGCAAGGGCGGCGCCGGCAACGACUUUGUCGUCCUCUUCGCCCAGGACGGCUCCGGCACCAACAACGCCAACUUCCUGACGCCCCCGGACGGCACCAACGGCCGCAUGCGCAUGUACCUCUGGACCCAGUCGACGCCGCGCCGCGACUGCAGCUUCGAGGCCGGCGUCGUCAUCCACGAGUACACCCACGGCCUGUCCACCCGCCUGACCGGCGGCCCGGCCAACUCCAACUGCCUCAGCGCCCUCGAGUCCGGCGGCAUGGGCGAGGGCUGGGGCGACUUCUUCGCCACCGCCAUCCGCCUCAAGCCCACCGACACCCGCGCCACCAACUACGCCAUGGGCGCCUGGGUCUACAACAACCCGGCCGGCAUCCGGACCGUCCUGUACUCCACCUCCCUCACCACCACCCCCAACACCUACUCCACCAUCAACGGCAUCUCCUCCGUCCACCGCAUCGGCGAGACCUGGGCCACCAUCCUCUACGAGGUCCUCUGGAACCUCAUCGACAAGCACGGCAAGAAUGACGGGCCCCGCCCCGACCUCGACAGCAACGGCGUCCCCACCGACGGCAAGUACCUGACCCUCAAGCUCGUCGUCGACGGCAUGGCUCUGCAACCCUGCUCUCCCAACUUCAUCCAGGCCCGCGACGCCAUCCUCGACGCCGACACCGCCCUCACCGGCGGCGACAACCAGUGCGAGCUCUGGACCGCCUUCGCCAAGCGCGGCCUCGGCUCCGAUGCCGUCUACAGCUCCACCAACCGCCGCAACGGCUUCACCAUCCCUACCGGUGUCUGCUAG
Molecule: messenger RNA, 1914 nt
Organism: Colletotrichum higginsianum IMI 349063
Lineage: Eukaryota; Fungi; Ascomycota; Sordariomycetes; Glomerellales; Glomerellaceae
Product: Fungalysin metallopeptidase
Exons: 3
Coding region: 1-1914 (637 amino acids)
Molecular function (GO): metalloendopeptidase activity; zinc ion binding
Source: RefSeq, a predicted model, not a curated record